Molecule: messenger RNA, 3439 nt
Organism: Alligator mississippiensis (American alligator)
Lineage: Eukaryota; Metazoa; Chordata; Crocodylia; Alligatoridae
Gene: MAPK15
Product: mitogen-activated protein kinase 15
Exons: 14
Coding region: 189-2024 (611 amino acids)
Biological process (GO): intracellular signal transduction; protein phosphorylation
Cellular component (GO): nucleus; cytoplasm
Molecular function (GO): MAP kinase activity; ATP binding
Source: RefSeq, a predicted model, not a curated record
GGACAGGGGACAAGGGCCCCCGCCCGCUCGGCUCCGCCCCCGCUGGUGACGUCACGCCCGGAGGGAAGCCGCGGGGCGGGGCGGGGUGGCUGUACGCAUGCGCCGGUCUCCUGCGCCGUUUCCAUGGCAGACGCGGUCAACAGCCGGGGGCAGCGGGGUCCCGGCGUGCACCGCGGCGCAGUCCCAGCAUGAGCGCGGCCGAGCUGGAGGAGUGCGUGUCGCGGGCCUAUGAGAUCAAGCGGCGCCUGGGCAAGGGGGCGUAUGGCAUCGUGUGGAAAGCGGUCAAUCGCAGGACGGGAGAAAUCGUUGCCGUCAAGAAGAUCUUUGAUGCUUUCAGAAACCGAACAGACGCUCAGAGAACGUUCCGAGAAAUUAUGUUCCUGCAGGAAUUUGGGGAACAUCCAAACAUUAUCAAAUUGCUUGAUGUCAUACGAGCCCAGAAUGACAAAGACAUCUACCUGGUUUUUGAGUCUAUGGAGACAGAUUUGCAUGCUGUGAUCAAGAAAGGGAAUUUAUUGAAAGACAUCCACAAGUGUUACAUUCUCUACCAACUAUUGAAGGCCACCAAAUUCAUCCAUUCGGGAAAUGUCAUUCACAGAGACCAAAAGCCUUCAAAUAUCCUGCUGGAUGCAGACUGCUUUGUUAAGCUUUGUGAUUUUGGUUUGGCCCGCUCCUUGUGUCAGAUCCAUGAGGACCAAGGCAACCCUACACUAACAGAAUAUGUGGCAACACGCUGGUACCGUGCUCCUGAGAUCCUGCUUUCCUCUCACAGCUACACAAAGGGGGUGGAUAUGUGGAGCAUUGGUUGCAUUCUGGGAGAGAUGCUGCUUGGAAAACCUCUUUUCCCUGGAACAUCCACAGUGAAUCAGAUAGAGAAGAUACUGUGUGUCAUUCCUGCCCCAUCCCCAGAAGAUAUUUUAGCUAUGCAGUCAGACUACAGAGCCUCAGUUAUCAACCGCAUUUGUUCCAGACAACGAGUGACAUUUGAGGAACUUUUACCUUCAUCUACACCCCCUCUAGCUCUGGACCUUCUAAAGAAGCUCUUGGUAUUCAACCCUGAUAAACGGCUGACAGCUGAGGAGGCCUUGCAGCAUCCAUAUGUGAAAAGGUUUCACUGCCCUGCUAAGGAGCCCUCCCUGGACUAUGAUGUGAUUCUUCCUUUAGAUGAUGAUAUCCAGCUCUCUGUGGCAGAGUAUCGGAAUAAGUUGUAUGAGAUUAUCCUGGAAAAGAAGGUAAAUAGCCGUCAAAAGACACAAGUUCAGAGAGAAAAUAAUCGACCAUCUCAAUCUGAGUCCAGAUCAUCUCUUCCAAAUACCAGUACUUUGCCUUUACCUACCAGUAGUGACCAGAGAGAACCAACGCCUGCUCUUCUGAAAAACUCCCCUGUGCCUGUGGGACCUAAAGUGCCUUGUGAAGUAUCCAGCCAAAGAGAGGGUUUAGGAGGAACUGUGUGCCAGAGAACAAAGAUCAACAUGACGUACAAUCCUAUAACGCAUACCACUGCUCAGAAUAACGUGGUUUCUGGCAGCAUGACCAGAAACCACUCAGCACCACUUCCUCAGCAUCAUAGAACUUCCUCGGUCAGCAGGAAGCUGGGAAGACAAGUCACAUGGAUGAAUGUAGACACUCAGCCACCUGCUGUGAGCACACAGAAUUUCUAUAACGGUCAUCAAGAGCUGAGAGGUCUUGAUGCUCAAGGUCGCUCCAUGUCCAACCCGAGAUCAUUUUCGCUAUCUAGACAGGCAAAGGAGGCAGCUAUCCACAACAGCCUGAUGAGGAAGGAUACUCCUGCAAUAGUGGGUGUGACAGCAACCAGUGCCAGACUGAAUUCAAGAAGCCCUCCAUUCCAGAGUAAGGAUGCUCACCCUCUUUUGAAGUCCAGCAAAAAGAUGUUCCAGAUCACAGCAAAUAUGGGAGCUGCUGGAGAUCCCAAGGCAUCGAUGGGCAGUUACUCCCAGUCCUAUGGGACCAUAUGUAAAUCUGCACUCCACAGUCUUCCAGUAUUAAAUGUACAACAGCAUUGAGUAUGCAGCAGCACUGACCAGGUGGGCGACAUUCUAUCUUGCCCGUCCGUGGCCCUGCAAGAAACAAAGCACUGGGGUACAGCUCCACAUACUGGCAGUUGGCAGGCCCAUCCAGUGUGAGAGAAGUGCUGCACUUACCAUGUGGAACACCACAACACUUCUCAUGAGUAAGGCAGAAGUAACAAUGUGGUAUCUCUCCAGUUGCUAUCUGAAACCUGUGCUGACACCUGAGAGUGCCAGUCAGGGGCUGCAACAUCAUUUGCUCCCACACAACACUGUUGGCACAGUUAAUUUUAUGUACUCCUUGUACAGUAUCUCAAAUCAUUACAGAAAGCUGCUUUAUUCUGCUGCUCAACUGUUGUCACAGACCUCAGGUUGUUCUUUCCAUCUUUACCAGGCUCAUUCUACAUGUAUGCACUGAAUCCAGGUUUUGAAGGGGAACAGGUAAUUGGCAACAGGCCAUUCUCUGAAGCCCAAGAGGUCUCAAAUUACAAUGGAUAAUCUUGAUCAUCCUUUACCAUAUGUGCCCAUGAAUUCCUAUGUGGCCCUUUUAGGAUACAGAAGUAGUAAUUAGAGCCCUCUUUUGCUCUAAUCAGACAGAAAUUAUCUUCUAGCUAUAUAUUUUUUUCUCCAGUGUAUUUAAUACCAGAGCUAUCAUAUAUUCUUCUCUUAUUGUAAUAAAUUGCUUACAAUUCACUGCAGAACGUUCCUUCCUCUUAUGGCAUGUUGUUUGCUAUGUAAGGUAGCGAAUGAUAGAGUAUCACUUUCUCUGUCUAAUAAUUAUAUGUGUUUUUCUUUUCCUUUCACAAUGCAAUACUCUGUGAGAUCCCAUUGUUUUGGAGCAACUAUAGUUCCAAAAGACUUUACAAAAAUCCGAUGUGUUAAUGUAACCCAGGACUUUGUUAGUAAGUGUAAAGAAUUGUAUAAUUAAUAGCAUAUCCCCAACGCCAUUUUCACCUUACAGAACAAAGGAGCCACAGUUAGGAUUGAUGGGUGGGUAAAGUGAAUGAAGAGAGAUGUGAACGUGCCAGUGAGUAACUGACUUGAUCACUUUGUUGUUCACGUCCAGACUUUUUAAUGUACAGCUUUGAUGCAGAAAGUACUUGCCUACUAUAACAGCAAAUAACCCAGAUGUUUGUAUACAUAUAUAAAAAGAUCUUGGACCAGAACAUGAUCUGAUGUGACUCAGUGUGGCACUGUUGGAAAGACACUGAUUCAUACUACUUGAGAAUCUAGACUGUAUAUAUUUUAUUGCAUCUUAAGCCCCUUACAUUUUGCUUUUUUACCCACACUGUAAAACAUUCUGGAGAAGCAGCUUUUUGUAUGACGUACUGCAUAACGUAAGUUAAGGCUUCCUGAGUUUUAUGAUUUUUAUUUUCUCAAAUAUAAAUAUUUCACUGAGUUAUGUACCUCGA